This is a messenger RNA of Sinocyclocheilus rhinocerous, 2043 nucleotides long. Its product is annotated as protein yippee-like 1. The record is from RefSeq and is a predicted model, not a curated record. Lineage: Eukaryota; Metazoa; Chordata; Actinopteri; Cypriniformes; Cyprinidae. Bases 132 to 482 code for a protein of 116 amino acids. The transcript is spliced from 4 exons.
UGUGCUCUCGUCUCUCCUGAAGCUUCACCACGGCCCUCACCUGCGUGCUCCACUGUUUCUCCUGCGAGUCGUCCUGGGCUGACCGGCCCUUCCUGUUCCGCCCCCGCGCCGUCUCUCCCGCCACGGUCGCCAUGACGCGCUCCAAAACCUUCCAGGCCUACCUACCCAACUGCCAUCGCACCUACAGCUGCAUUCACUGCCGAGCACACCUGGCCAACCAUGAUGAGCUCAUCUCAAAGUCUUUUCAAGGGAGUCAAGGCAGGGCCUACCUCUUCAACUCAGUGGUGAAUGUAGGCUGCGGGCCGGCAGAGGAGAGGGUACUGCUGACCGGUCUUCACGCGGUGGCCGAUAUCUACUGUGAGAACUGUAAAACCACUCUGGGCUGGAAAUAUGAGCAUGCUUUCGAAAGCAGUCAGAAGUACAAGGAGGGCAAAUUCAUCAUCGAGCUGGCCCACAUGAUCAAGGACAAUGGGUGGGACUGAAAACCCUGGACUCCCCACGGCCCAUAACGCUGGAAAGAGACGUGCAGCAUAUGAAUAAUUCGUUUCAUUAUCUGGCUGUAACUUCCUCCCUGGAAAUCGAUCUACCUGACACACACCUCUAAACCGUGAGGGUGCAAGGUUCAUAGCAGCAGCGCUACCCAUUUCCUGUGUGUAUAUACGAACGAAUGUGUGCCAGCUAGACACCAAGUGUUUCUCUUAUGUGAGUAUUUUCCUAUUCAGUUCAAGGGAGUGCGUGUGUGCAAAUCGAGGCACAAAUUGACGUUUGCUUUCCUCGGGGUUGGCCAAGGUCACAGUUUUGUCCCACACUCAGGUUUAACUAAUGGCUGGAUCCAUGGUGAAGAAGGGUGAAAACACUCUCAAACAGAAGCGUCGUUCAUUUGUUUCCCUUUUCUCUAUUUCCUUCAGUCACUUGCAUGCCGUUUAUUUAUACGUGUAUUUAUUGAUCUGUUCGUUUUAGGGACGUUACGUUUAUGGUAAACUGUAGCAACCACAGUGGUCUUACUUUGACCUCGUAUAGCGGAAGUAGCAACGUUUGAUAGAGGUUUGUACGUUCACUUCCUCUCCAGAUUGUGAUCUGUCUCCGUUUGAAUGUGAUUAUGGAGUAAAUGAGGCAUUCAUAUGCCAUUUAUAGGGCACAGGUCGCGUACAUUAGCUAGAGCCAAGUCUUUCGCCCCAGCCGCAGCUGAGAAAAGCAGCUGUCAGCUUUGAAAGGGAACUGAGGUGUUCUCACAGCCCGUGAUGUCCCCUUCGGUAUCAUUAGUUCCCGCCAUUAAAUCACAAUUCAAGUGGUAAACCAGACUUUCUCACCACGUGUUUUGGGGAAGAAAGCGAUCGACAACUAGUAAAUGUGGCCGCUGAACGAGGUAAUCCAGAUGGGGCUCGUAAAUAAAAAGCCUUGGCGCAACCAAAGACUCUUUCAUCACCUACGCUGACCAAACUGAGUUCGAUUUCCUGAUUUAAGGCCUGUUCACACCAAGGACAAUAACGGUAACGAUAAAUAUAACGUUUUAAAAAUCGUUGUAAUUCUGUGAGAAUAGUAGAGUCCACAAGUGUAACGAUAACGACACAGAGGAACAAUAAUGAUUUUUGUUUUAGCUGAUGAACGAUAAAAACAUUGACGGCCAAUCAGGAAGCACUUGAAUUUAACAAGCAUGAGCAUUUAAAGUGAGAGACAACAUUAAUGCAGUGCUUGCUUAUAAUGAACAGAAAUUAGCAUUGGCUGGUGUGGACUCUAAUAUAGUUAUCAUUAUAGUUAUUGUUCUUGGUGUGAACGGACCUUUAGAAGUCGAUUUUUCUUUGAUUUAGGUGUUUUGGAUGUUAACGUAUAUUGUCUUAUUUUGAGUAUGUAUUUAUGAUCGAUCAUCACGUAUUGUUUUAGCACUCAAUCUUACAUCUGUGUAUUUAUCGUUCUGUGGGACCGCUCCACCUAUUCCAACAUUUUUUUUUUUAUCAUUUCAAAUUGUUUUUUUCAAGAAGAAUAGUGUGCGAGUAGUGAGAUAAAUUUGGAAUCAGUAUAUUUUAAUCUGAUAUCAAUAAAGCU